Molecule: messenger RNA, 339 nt
Organism: Miscanthus lutarioriparius
Lineage: Eukaryota; Viridiplantae; Streptophyta; Magnoliopsida; Poales; Poaceae
Source: the annotation of a GenBank genome assembly
AUGCAGGGGAUGGCCACCUUCGAGCUGUACCGGAGGUCCACCAUUGGCACCUACCUCACCGAGACGCUGGACGAGCUCGUCUCCAGUGGGGCCGUCAUCCCAGAGCUCGCCAUCCAGGUCCUCCUGCAGUUCGACAAGUCCAUGACUGAGGCGCUGGAGAUGCAGGUCAAGAGCAAGGUUAACGUCAAGGGUCAUCUGCACACCUACAGGUUCUGCGACAAUGUCUGGACCUUCAUUCUAACAGAUGCAACCUUCAAGAGCGAGGAGAUUCAAGAAACACUGGGCAAGGUGAAGAUCGUGGCCUGCGAUUCCAAGUUGCUGCAGCCUCAACAACCAUAA